Messenger RNA from Diatraea saccharalis (sugarcane borer), 1740 nucleotides. NCBI's taxonomy places the organism in Eukaryota, Metazoa, Arthropoda, Insecta, Lepidoptera, Crambidae. The record is from the annotation of a GenBank genome assembly.
AUGGAAGUGUUCAGGUACAAAAUUGUCUUCGUAGUAAUAGCACUGUCAUUAAAUAGAGUCAGUGACGAGAAAUCUACAGAAUCUACAACGGAACACAACAUAGCAACAUGCCCAUUCACUAAGAUAAUAGAAGACAUAUUCAAAAUACACAACAAAAGUUCAGAUUCCAGUUACACUUCGAAAGACAGUGAGAGAGUUAAAAUAUUUUUAAACUCGAUAACGAAUAUAACAGGUAACGAAAACACAUCAAAUAUUGACAAUCAAGAAGAUUUAGUCAACAAAAUAAUUGAAUCAAUCAACAAAAUCAAACAUAACAUUACUUAUAAUAAAAACGAUUCAGAAACCAAUUUAAAUGAAGCUAUUAUACUAAGUAUACCUAAACAAAAUGGAAGCGACACUAAGAAUGCGACAAAAGAAGAAGGCUUGACCAAAAGAGUACCAAUAAAAAGUGGCAUUGAAGACAAAAUAGACAUUACUCAAACACAAAUCGACAAUAUUAAAAACAAAACUGCAACUGAAAAUAAUACAACUACAACUGAAAGAAUAAAUUAUGUUGAAAUAUUAACAAUCGAACCCAAUAAUACGAAUGGAAAUGACACAUCAUCGCAUAAUAUAAUUGAUGUUUUGAAGCAUUUGAUGCCGUUAUUCAACAGUACACUCACAAAGGAACUUCAUAACAUAACCAUUAUAGAAAGAAAUCAUCACAAAAACCAUUCUUUUACCGCGACAAAAAAUGUGUCGACUAUAGUAGUCACUUAUUGCGACAAAGAAAACCUGACAAAAUCGAACUUAUCUAAUAUUGAUUCUAUCAUGAAAAUUGAUAAAAAGAAAGGUGAAAGUGAAGAUUAUUAUUCAGAUAAUAGUGAUGAUUCUGAUGGAAUUUAUGACAGUGCAGAGUACGAUGAUAGCAAACCUGAUGCUAAUGUGACAGGUGAUGAAAAUAAAGAUCUCAUAGAAGCAGCCGAGUACGGUAUGAAGAAAAUGCACGAGUUAUACACCAUUUUGGAACCGAAACUGUAUUCAAUGGGUCUAUGGCUUGACGACACUAAUCCAGCCCGUUACGUGGCUGCUUUCAACGCACCAGCCGAGGAAGCAGCCAAGUUCUCCCGCUUCGGAUACGCUUCACUGCAAGCAGCAACAAGAUUGAAACAACUGACUAGGUUAGUAGAUAAUUAUAAUAGGCUUGUGUCCUACAAGUAAAAAUACAGGUUUUUGUUAUAUCUUCGAAAAAUAUGAACCAUUUGAACUUAUAAAUGUUUAACAAACAUAUUUUAAGUCAAUGAUUUGGAAAAUAUUACGCUUUGAAAACUUGAAAAAAGUAGAGAAAAUCUACUACAAAAAUCUUAUAAAACACGUAAGACAUUAAAUUAGAUAUAAAAAAUGUUACAACUUUCAUUAUAACAGCUAUUAACAUAAACGCACAAAUAACAAAUAUAUUACAAAAAAUGUCCAGACGCCCAUACAUUUUUCGCUACUGUAGCACCGUGUGACGUCACUGAGUGCCUUGAAUUUGUAGGGAGCGUUUUCGGCCAACUAGCAGUAGUUCUACAAACACAGCACCAUAUCUCCGAAACUAUUAAUCGCAGACAUGCUGUUACUUCGACAUUAUUUCUCAGAUGUUAAUGGACUAUUUAUUUAUGAAAUAAAAAAAGUUGUCAACUCGCCUAUUAUUAUAUAAUACUACAAGAUUUGAACUAAAAAUUCGUGCUGAAUUUCAGUGGCUAUCUCAAACUCAACUAA